AUGCGCACCGCUGUCGCGACCGUGCUGCUUUACCUUUCCUCACUACCGGGACCGGGCAGUACUUCUUCGAACGUUUUCGAAGUCCACGAAUUCCUGUUCAUGAAUAAGUCGAUCCUGUACCUCUGGAAGCGGCGCACCAACCCGAAGGCCGACAGAUUCUGCCUCUGCUACGGCCCGUCGGCAGCCAUGAGUCGCCAUUUCGGCGCCUUCAACUGCAGCGCCAGCCGCAGGGGAGCGCUGUGCCACGUGCGCGACUCGUUCGCCGGGUGCUUCGGCAAUGCCGAGCUGGCCCAGGCGCCACCACAGCGGCGUGACGCCUUCGUGAUCCCCGCGCGGCUGCCGUCGCUGCCUCCAGCCGAAUCGUCGCCAGGGGCCACCAUCCAGUGCCGACUGAUCGACAACACGACGGCAGACGUGCUGGGCGACUUCCCGGGAAACACGAAUCUCACCUUCUGUGGUGUGGACGUGUGCCGGCACUGCGUGGGUGGCUUCAGCAACAAGACCUUCUGCACGUCGCUUUGGACUAGGGACCCCUUGCUGAAGUUCGAACCAGUGGCCCAGUCGGACUUCACGGUGGGUGUUCGGUGGCGCGGUUCGCGGGCCGCCGAUCAGGAGUUCACGGCCAAGGUGUGCGCCUCGGAGGGCAACUGUUACACGGAUUGCUUCGAGGAGCACGUUCCCGGGGCCAGCGGCCAGUUCCUGGUGCCCACCGACUUGUGGCGGUUUCGCAUCGCCAUCUACAUACGCCGCCACGACGGCACCACGUUGUACCAGAAAAACUUUCGAAGCAAAAGGCUGGCACCCGACCGGCCCUGCUUCUCGACGGGCAUUGUGAAGAGCUGGUCGGAGAUCUGGCUCUACUGGUGGCCCCAGGACGACACGAGUGACGGCUACGUGGUCAGCUGGUGCGGCGGCUCCGACGAAAGCAGCCACCACCCAGUCACGGCCGCCGUUUCCGGUGCUACAGUUGCGCCGGCGUCCGAGAAC
Rhipicephalus microplus (southern cattle tick) is the source of this 987-nucleotide messenger RNA. RefSeq lists its product as uncharacterized. Lineage: Eukaryota; Metazoa; Arthropoda; Arachnida; Ixodida; Ixodidae. Gene Ontology annotation, molecular function: protein binding. The record is from RefSeq and is a predicted model, not a curated record.